Molecule: messenger RNA, 891 nt
Organism: Megachile rotundata (alfalfa leafcutting bee)
Lineage: Eukaryota; Metazoa; Arthropoda; Insecta; Hymenoptera; Megachilidae
Product: carbonic anhydrase 1
Cellular component (GO): cytoplasm
Molecular function (GO): zinc ion binding; carbonate dehydratase activity
Source: RefSeq, a predicted model, not a curated record
AUGGUUUUACACCACAUUCAAAAUAAACGAUCCAUACAGGUUCUGCUGCUGACCGAAGUUCUCGAUUGGACGCAACUGGUCCCGUGGGUGGAAAGCGAGUGCUUUCCUUCGUUCACAUUUGAUUACACAGAUCGAAAUGGACCACACACGUGGAAAGUGUUAUACCCCGAUAGCAGCGGCAAUAAUCAAUCCCCAAUAAACAUUACAACACGAUCGGCUGUCGUGGUGCAACCGUCAGAACCUCUUCAUUGGGUUGGAUACGAUAAGGGACCGUUAUCCAUGGUUAUAUUGAACAAUGGAAAUAAUGUCAUAGUAAACACCUCAUGGGGAAGGUUUAGUCGUCCCUACGUUGAAGGUGGAUCAUUGACUGACAGCUAUGAUCUCUGCUCACUAGUGUUUCAUUGGGGUCAAUCAAACGAUGAAGGCAGUGAACACACUAUAGAUUAUGUUCGCUACCCCAUGGAACUGCAAGUGUGGCACAUAAAACGAGAAUUCAAUUCAUUGAUGGAUGCUAUUACUUCUAAAACUAGCGAUGCUUUACUCAUCGUAUCAUUCUUCUUCCAGAUCACAAAUGCAGAUAAUCCAUACUUGGAUCACAUCGUAACAAACUUAUGGCAAAUCGUAGAACCAGGAUCGAAACUACACAUACCACCAUUCCCCCUAACAUGGAUUUCUUCCUUACCAGAAAAUAAUUACUAUACUUACAAUGGUUCCUUGACUCAGCCGCCCUGUAGCGAAAUCGUCACGUGGAUCGUCCAACCUGAACCAAUUGCCAUAUCUUCCUCUCAAGUUGCACAAUUCAGGAAAGUUUGUUCAGCGAAUGGACCCAUUUUGUUAAAUUGCAGACCCGUUCAAUUAAUUAACGAACGUAAUGUUUAUUUCUAUUCAUAA